Molecule: messenger RNA, 1774 nt
Organism: Cloeon dipterum
Lineage: Eukaryota; Metazoa; Arthropoda; Insecta; Ephemeroptera; Baetidae
Gene: Hyccin
Product: hyccin
Exons: 8
Coding region: 159-1544 (461 amino acids)
Biological process (GO): protein localization to plasma membrane; phosphatidylinositol phosphate biosynthetic process
Cellular component (GO): plasma membrane
Source: RefSeq, a predicted model, not a curated record
GUACGGACCCCUCCCACUUUCGAUGUCGCCUUCGCACAUCUGAUUUGACAGAAAAGCGAUAAUACAUAAUAGUAAUGAAGUGACGGUUCGCUGCUGGUGCUGGUUGUUAUUUCUGGUAAACACGACUGAAUGGGUCAAGACACUGCAUAGCCACAAAAAUGAAGAGCACAGACACAGAGUCGGUAAUUAAAAGCUGGCUGCAUGAAUGCCAACACAUCAGCCAAGAGGAUUACACUAGCUUUGCGAGAAAUCUUUCCGAAAGAGAGGACACUGCAACAGCAAUUUUCAGAGUUCUCGAAGACCGGAUUAAAUAUGCUGAGUGCAUCGAGCCAGUUGUUGGGCAGCUGUACAGCUUUUACCAGAGCCAAAACCGAAGUUUACAAAGUUACACUUUGCAGUUUCUGCCGUCACUCGUUUUUGUUUGUUUGAAUUGCGUAGCUCAUGGUGAUAAGCAGAGCUGCCCUACCGUCGAAACACUCUUACUCGGCAUGUACAAUCAAGAGCUUCUUGAUAAAUCAGGAAAACCCAGGGUUUUUAAUUUUCGAAUGCCAUCACUUGCCCAGGCCUCAGUUUAUCAUGAACCCAUGAGUUUGGCACCAGCAAGUUUGACGGAGAGUGCACUGCGAAGGUUGGAAGAAUGCAAUACCCACCUGGUGCAAAAGGGACCUUAUCAACCUGAAGAGAAACUUAUUGCCCAAAACAGGCUGCCUGUGAUUUCGGCUCUUAUGUUUCUGUACAACAGUCAACUGUCCAUCAUUCCUGAUUUUGCCUCCGAGUUUCUUUGCAAAGCGGUUUCCAGGUUGGUCACCCAGGGCUUCAGCAAGCAAUCCUCACACCAACGCUCGUCUUACGACUCAACUUUGGUUCCACCUACCUUACCUAGAAUACCAGUGAACUCUGAAUUUUUGUUGGAGCUUCUCACUGCAAUUCACCAUGCACUGUACACUCCAUACUCAAGUCUGGCAACGCAAAGUCUAGAUGAUGUGCACUUUCGAGCGUCUCACGAACUCCUUACUGACGUCUUGCUAGUCACCACUGCAUUAAAGAACCUGCUCCAAUCUACAGGUAAGACUAUUAUUUCUAACUUGCCUCAUCAUAGAAUUAUAAUCUAUACAUUAUUCUCAGUUCCCAUGGGGGAAACUGCUGUGUCGGCAAAUAUAAGUCCGGUACUGAGCGGCAACACGGCUACGGCACACAAGUCUUUGAUCACGAACGCCUCGUUCCGCACGAAAAAGUUGCCAGACGACAUUCCAAUUCAAGACAAAAAGGAUGAUGGCGAGGCUAAAAAUUUAGAAUCUAUUUCCGAAGAAAAUCCCGAAGGGAAGCCAAAAGCGAAAGAGAGUAGCGGCAUUAAAGUCCCGAUGCCAAAGUUACCCAGCCUUGUAAAGAAAAGGACGUCUUCAGAUGCCAAAGCGCCCAAGGCGAACAAGAAGAAGGUCGAGAUCGAGGAGCAGAGCGAUGAAGUGAUGUUUUCGCCUGACUCUGACUCCCAGGAUGGAGGAGAGGCGUUCGACAUGAAAAAUAUGAGAGAUAGUCUGGUGUAACUUAAAAAUUCCUUGCUGUUUUAAAUGUUACGUAGUUAGAUGGCCUAAUUCUAAAUUUAAUACUUCUUGUGAACCUGAAAGAUCUCAAGUUAUUGCUCCCGUCUUACAACUGCAAUAAUAGUUGUUCAUGUUUCCUAACCUAUGUUCUAAUUUCACUGUAGGCGAGAUUUAAAAAUUGUUAACUCUGUUCAAAUCUAAUAAAAUAAACAUGUUGAUCGAUUAAAGCCAAA